Chilo suppressalis (striped riceborer) is the source of this 4620-nucleotide messenger RNA. The record is from the annotation of a GenBank genome assembly. Lineage: Eukaryota; Metazoa; Arthropoda; Insecta; Lepidoptera; Crambidae.
AAAAAAAAGAAAAAAAACGAACGUGCGACGCGGGCGAAGCUAUUGAAAGCUUUAUUUGUUUGUUCGGAUUGCAAAAUAUUCUGUUUCUGUGUUUUUUCAUAUUAGUCGUGGUUAAAUUGCAGUGAAAGAUCACCAUGGAUCCCAGUAAGGGUCGUGGCCGGGGUUUGGCCUUGCUCCAAGCCCUGAAAAAAUCACAAAUGAUGGAUUCGCCGCCACAGUCUGAAGAGGCAUCUCCAGAAGUAACACCAGGGCCUAGUGUUGCGCCAAGUGAGGUGAGCGCACAAAGUACAGCUGCCAUUGGAGGAAGAGGGAGAAUGGCUGCUAUGAUGUUGUCAAAUAUGCAGAAUAAAGCUGGAGGUCUGUCAUUCAGCCCAGCAUCAGAUGUCAGUCCAUCUCCAUCGGUAGCCAAAGGUGCUGGCAGGGGAUUAAAGUUGCUACAGAAUUUACAAACGGCAAAAGCUGCAGAUCCAGGAGGUCAGGGUGAUGUGAAGCAAGUCACACAGAAGAUGGCUGAAAGCACCAUAUCUUCAACUACUGUCCCAGCUUCAUCAGUGGCCAAGAAUAAGUUUUAUAGGGAAGUCAAAGAAACACCCCCAGUCGUGAAAAAGGGUGAGACUGGUACACCUGUGGAAGUCACGGCCAAUUUUGUAUACCUCAAUUUUGAGGAAAAUAACGUGUUUGAAUACGAGGUCAAGUAUGAGCCAGAUCAGGACUUCCGCCAUCUUAGAUUCAAAUUGCUGAAUGAACACAGUCACUAUUUUAAAGAGAAGACCUUUGAUGGUACAACUUUGUAUGUGCCUCACCGACUUCCAGAUGAGGCCACGAAUUUGGUUUCAACUAAUCCAUUCGACGACAGCAAAGUGAAUAUAUCUAUAAUAUUCCGUCGCACGCGCCGCUUGAGCGAAAUGAUCCACAUAUACAACGUGCUAUUCAAGCACAUAAUGAAAGAUCUACAGUUGGUGCGUUUCGGCCGCCAACAUUUCAAUGAGCACGCCGCCAUACAAAUACCGCAACAUAAAUUGGAGGUUUGGCCAGGAUACGUGACUGCCGUCGACGAAUACGAGGGUGGAUUAAUGUUGACCUUAGACUCUACUCACCGCGUGCUAAGAACGCAAUCAGUACUGUCCUUUAUAAAGGAGACUGUCCAAUCAGAAGGGUCCAAUUGGAAGAGAGCAAUGGCUGAAAGACUGGUCGGAUCCUCUGUAAUGACCACAUAUAACAAGAAACUGUUCAGAGUAGACAGUAUCGACGACACAAUGAAUCCAAGGUCUACAUUUGAGAAAAACGAGAAAGGUCAACUUGUGAAGAUCAGCUACAUAGAUUACUACAAGAAAAACUAUGGUAUAGACAUCAUGGAUUGGGACCAGCCGAUGCUCAUCUCAAGGGAUACUAAGAAGAUGUCUGGUUCUGAAGCACCUACAGACUUUAUGAUCUGCCUGGUGCCCGAGUUGUGUCAACUCACUGGACUGACAGACGAUCAGCGUAGCAACUUUAAGCUUAUGAAGGAUGUCGCUACGUAUACCAGAAUUACGCCUAACCAACGUCAUGCUGCGUUUAAAAAGUACAUUCAAAAUGUAAUGAACAACGAAACAGCUAAGAAUCGCCUCAAAGGUUGGGGUUUGAGUUUAGCUCCUGAGACUAUCAAUAUCACUGCUCGAACACUACCUCCGGAGACUCUUUACUUCGGCAACAAUGUUAAAGUGGCCGGAAAACCUAAUGCAGAGUGGAACGGUGAAGUCACUAAGAAUGCGGUUAUGCAAGCUGUCGAUAUACUGAGAUGGUCUAUUUUGUAUACGGAGAGGGACAAACAAGUCACGAUGGAUUUCAUGGAAACUUUGAAGCGUUCCUGCCGACCUAUGGGUAUAACUGUCUCAAACCCAGAUCUGGUCCGUUUACCAAACGACAGGACGGAUUCCUAUGUGAUGGCUUUGAAGAAAUGCUUCUCUGCGUCACUGCAGUUGAUCGUAGCUAUUUGUCCAACAGCCAGGGAUGACCGGUAUGCUGCUAUUAAGAAGAUCUGCUGUGCUGAUAACCCUGUGCCUUCUCAGGUGAUAAACGCGCGAACACUGAUGAAUCAACAGAAGAUACGUGCCAUAACACAGAAGAUUUUGUUGCAAAUAAACUGCAAACUCGGCGGUACUCUGUGGAAUAUCGCUAUCCCUUACAAGACUGCAAUGAUCAUUGGUAUUGAUUCAUACCAUGACGCAAGCAGAAAGAAGCGGAGUGUGUGCUCAUUCGUAGCAUCAUACAAUCAGACAAUGACCCACUGGUACUCUCGAGCAGUUUUCCAAGAGCGAGGGCAAGAGAUCGUGGAUUCCCUCAAGUCUUGUCUCGUCGAUUCACUGAAGCAUUACCUCAGGACCAACGGCAAACUGCCCGAUAGGAUUAUCAUAUACAGAGACGGCGUAGGCGACGGCCAAUUAAAGCUUUUGCAACAAUACGAGAUACCGCAAAUGCAAGUUUGCUUCUCACUAGUCGGCGUCACGUACAAACCUACGUUGACUUACGUCGUCGUACAGAAACGGAUAAACACGCGCAUAUUUAUGAAAGCGGGCAGUGGCUUUGAAAAUCCUUACCCUGGUACAGUGGUAGACCAUGAUAUUACUAGGCGAGAUUGGUACGAUUUCCUUAUAGUCUCACAGAAGGUGAACCAAGGUACAGUGACGCCCACUCAUUACGUAGUAGUUCACGACGACAGCGGCAUGACGCCAGAUCAAUGCCAGAGACUUACUUACAAAAUGUGCCAUUUGUACUACAACUGGCCUGGCACUGUGAGAGUGCCAGCACCCUGCCAAUAUGCACACAAAUUAGCAUACCUAGUCGGACAAAAUAUACAUCAACAGCCAUCCGAAUUGCUCUCCGACAAACUAUUCUUCUUAUAAGCAAAACCAACCAUAUACCUCUCUUAUUUUAAGUCCACUAUAAUAAGACUUUCGAAAUAGCAUCGAUUUAUAAACAAAUGCUGGUUAUAGUGUCCGGAGUAUUUCUAUUUUUGUACGUUCCAUUUUGACAUUAGUAAUUAAUGUUUAAUUAUUAUCUGCCGUUGUUUAGUUUUAAGAUUGAUGAGUAUAGUUAGAUUAAGAGACGUUAGCGUCACACGUUCGAUAUCAAACGAUUUUAGACUCAGUUUCGGAUAAAUUCUAGAAUUGUGAAUACUACUCAUCCAAUGAUCCGAAGAUACUGUUGAAAGAGUUCAACACAUAAAAAAAAAUAUAAUUAGUUUGGUUCUUUAGCAGGGUCUCUAGUCUAGUAGGUUAUAAUAUUCUAUUGUCAUGACUGUGCGUAGUUGUCUUAAUUAAAUUCCAAUUGCGUUAUUCUUUAAUUUUAUAUUUGUAAGAUAUUAUGCAAUUGAAACUUUAUUUUAGUUUGGCAUAUGUUUAAGAAACGUUAAAUCUAAGAGCACAUUAACAAGCAUUAAAAUGUAGAAAAUUUCGAAGAUAAUUGCAAUCAAAUGUUUGAACUCACUUAAAGACAUAAAAGAUAUUCCAAACAAUUGUGUUUCGUAGGCUAGACUAAAUAUUUUUGAAAAUUUUUCGCUUAAUAAAUUUAGUUUGAUUUCUAAGUUAUAUAUAAGAUUGUAUAUGCGUUAAGGCUUAAAACAUUAAGGAUUGAAUGUUGAACUUGGUCCCAAUUAUUAUCAUUUUUAUUUUUGUAAUAGGCAGAGCGGUCAAUUUAUAAAGAAUUAUAAACUUUUUGGGAUUAUAAACUUUAAUCCCACACAUAUUAUCCUUUAUUAAUAAACGAGGAAUAAGGUUGGAUUACUUAUUACCACAAAAAGUUAGACAUGCGUUGAACACGAGAAAAAUAUGUUAUACUAAAUUUGCCUAUACAUGAUUUGAAACAGUGCCGUAACUUUUUUAUAGUAAGAUCAUCUAUAUUUUGUCUCUUCAUUGAAUAGGCUAAUUGACAGUAUGAAAAAUAAAGUACCAAUUUUCAUAUUUAACGUGAAUAUUGGGAGUGACUUCACUAUUCAGACAAAAAAAUGUAAGUAUGUAUUACUAAAAGUCCUGACAGAAAAGUAUUUUUGAUCUAUUGUCAAGUGAACGCAAACGCCUGGGAUUGGCAAAGACUAAAAUGACUUCACACGCUAGUAAACUUCCGGUCAAAGUGACAUUACAUUGUAUCGUUUGACGGUUUAAUGACAGACGUGUGACGUCACAUACUAGUGAGACGCUUUGGGGGCGUCCAUAAAUAACGUGAGAUAUUUAAGGGGGGUGGGGGUCGAGUCAAAUCUCAUCUAAUCUUCGUUGGAGAGUGGGGGGUCUCGGCAAAUAUCACGCAAUUUUUUUUCUGAUUGAAACAAAAAAAAAAACUAUUUUGGUCCAUUUAAUCCAGAUUGUACACGAUUAAGAUUUAAUCUUAAGAGUAAGUAGAUAUUCUUUUUUUAAUCGCAGUAGUUACGAUUUAAGUAUUCUAUUGUUAAAUUUUUAUUACACUUAUAACUUUUAUUACUAUUGAUUACUAGUCUUAACUAGUCGUAAAUAAAAGCACGAAGCAAUUUUUUUUGUCAUUUCACAAUAACAUUCCAACACGUUUACGUAAGAAACCCACAUUUUUUUAAAUCUCACGUGAUAUUGGGGGAUGGGGGAGGGGGUUGAAUAAAAUCUCACGACAUCUCAC